Messenger RNA from Melanotaenia boesemani (Boeseman's rainbowfish), 4088 nucleotides. RefSeq names its product tbl1x receptor 1b (gene tbl1xr1b). Bases 314 to 1849 code for a protein of 511 amino acids. Gene Ontology annotation, cellular component: histone deacetylase complex. Lineage: Eukaryota; Metazoa; Chordata; Actinopteri; Atheriniformes; Melanotaeniidae. The transcript has 16 exons. Gene Ontology annotation, biological process: regulation of transcription by RNA polymerase II. Gene Ontology annotation, molecular function: transcription corepressor activity; protein binding. The record is from RefSeq and is a predicted model, not a curated record.
CUGUUAUGACUGGUGCUUGGCUGCGGUACAAACUUCUCGAGGCCUUGGCAGUCUAUUUUUUUUCCAUCUAGGUCGGAUUCAACGUGGAAAUGCGGAUUUAUUUUGCGUGAGUGCGUCAAACCCACCAGGAGGAGCUGCGAUUUAAACAACGCUGGAAGACGCUGAGUAACAGAAGAGAAAAAGUGCAGGUGUUUGAUGGCUUUUUGAAAAUAGGGGCUUAAAUCAACAGAGGCGCAAUGUACCUUUGAAGCCAUCCUGAUCACAUGGGCUCCUAUCCUGUGCUGACCCAAUGGUUUAAUCACCAGGACUGAAAAUGAGCAUAAGCAGUGAUGAGGUCAAUUUCCUGGUUUACAGAUACCUGCAAGAGUCCGGCUUCUCCCACUCAGCUUUCACCUUUGGCAUAGAGAGCCACAUCAGCCAGUCCAACAUCAAUGGAGCCCUGGUGCCCCCUGCUGCCCUCAUCUCCAUCAUUCAGAAGGGCCUGCAGUAUGUGGAGGCCGAAGUCAGCAUCAAUGAGGAUGGGACUUUAUUUGACGGGCGGCCCAUUGAGUCGCUGUCCCUGAUCGAUGCUGUGAUGCCAGAUGUGGUCCAGACCAGGCAGCAGGCCUACAGAGACAAGCUGGCCCAGCAGCAGGCGGUGGCAGGCAGCAGCAGCAUGGGACCCCAGGGAGGCGCCAAGAAUGGAGAGGGGGCUGCCAACGGGGAGGAAAACGGCUCGCACGCCUUAGCCAAUCACCACUCAGAGAUGAUGGAGGUGGACAGGGAUGUGGAGAUCCCGCAGAGUAAAGCCAUGGUCCUGAGGGGCCACGAAUCCGAAGUUUUCAUCUGUGCCUGGAACCCGGUCAACGACCUUCUGGCCUCUGGGUCCGGAGACUCGACGGCGCGGAUCUGGAACCUGAGUGAAACCAGCACGGGCGGGUCCACGCAGCUGGUUCUGAGGCACUGCAUACGAGAGGGGGGCCAAGACGUCCCCAGCAACAAAGACGUCACCUCACUGGACUGGAAUAGUGAAGGCACCCUGCUGGCGACAGGCUCCUACGAUGGCUUUGCUAGAAUAUGGACAAAGGAUGGGAACCUGGCCAGUACUUUGGGCCAACACAAAGGCCCGAUAUUUGCACUCAAGUGGAAUAAGAAAGGAAACUUUAUCCUCAGCGCAGGUGUAGAUAAGACGACGAUUAUUUGGGACGCCCACACAGGAGAAGCGAAGCAGCAGUUUCCUUUCCACUCAGCACCUGCUCUGGAUGUCGACUGGCAGAGCAACAACACGUUCGCCUCCUGCAGCACAGACAUGUGCAUCCAUGUAUGUAAGCUGGGUCAGGACAGACCUGUGAAGACCUUCCAGGGACACACGAACGAGGUGAAUGCCAUCAAAUGGGACCCCACUGGCAGCCUGCUGGCCUCCUGCUCUGACGACAUGACGCUUAAGAUCUGGAGUAUGAAGCAAGAUUUGUGUGUCCACGACCUGCAAGCCCACAGUAAAGAAAUUUACACCAUCAAGUGGAGCCCCACAGGCCCUGGGACCAACAACCCCAGCGCCAACCUCAUGUUGGCCAGUGCAUCGUUUGACUCGACAGUGCGUCUGUGGGACGUGGAGCGAGGGGUGUGUAUUCACACACUGACCCGCCACCAGGAGCCUGUCUACAGCGUGGCUUUCAGCCCCGACGGCCGGCACCUCGCCAGCGGCUCCUUCGACAAGUGUGUCCACAUCUGGAACACUCAGACGGGUGCUUUAGUUCACAGCUACCGAGGGACAGGAGGGAUCUUUGAGGUUUGCUGGAACGCCACAGGGGACAAAGUCGGAGCCAGCGCAUCAGAUGGAUCGGUUUGUGUACUCGACCUGAGGAAAUGACACUCGUGAGAGGGAGCCAUGGGCCGACUACGAAUGUGUUCAUAGCCAAAUGACUGUCCCUGUCUGUUGCAACACUGCUGUAGUCCCGUCCGAUGCCAUGGCCUGUCCCGCCUGCAGCACUCCCUCCCCACGUACAUGCAAGGACCACACACACCGUUUUAAAUGCACAUGCAGCAGACGCCAUGGCUGUACUUGCUCCACACGUACCCGCACGAAGAGAAAUCUGUCAUCAGACUCAUGCAAACCAAAACGCCAGCAUUCUUCAGGCUUUCCUCCUUUUUAACCUUUGUAUGAGAAUUGUAAAGAAUUUUUUCUGUUGGUGUGUGCAUAUGUCAGCAUUUGGUGUCCUGUGGACAUUGUUAGUGGAGUUUGGAUUUUACUGAUCUCUACUGGAUUUAUAUAACAUGUGGAGUGGGAGACGAGGGAGGGUGCAGUCUUAGGACGUACGUUUUGUAUCUUGUUUUUUAUCUCCAUGUUUGAAAAUUGUAUAACAAGUAUAGGUACAAAUCAUGUUCAGAUUAAUUUUACAAGUCAGAAAAUACAAGUAAAUUCUUUUUAAAGUAGAAAAAUACGCGUCAGAAAAAAUAAUAAAUUUUACAAGUCAGAAAAUAGAAUAAAAAGUACAAGUUAGAAAAUACAAGUCAGUUUUACAAAGUUUCCAAAUGUUUCGUACUUGGUAAACUGACUUGUACUUUCAGACUUUCAGAGCUACUCCAUACCUACGGAUUUCAUUUAUAUCUGUACGUCCAGCUUCAAAUAGGCAGGUAUGAGGAGUAAACAAAACUAGAUAUGUCCCUAUCCUAACUCCUUACAUCAGUAACUUAACAUUUAACAACGAGCUAUAAGCCUCCUGAAUUUGUCUGAUAUGAACAGUUAAACUUCAUAACUCUGCUCGUUUCCUGUUGCUGCCCAUCGCUGAGUGAUAAUCGGACUAAGUCAUGCCACAUCUGGAUUCCCUCUUCCUCUACAGGCCCACUCAGAUCGCUGCGCCAUUUUCUUCGUCUUUUUAGCAUCCUCUUGUCGCAGUCUGUCACUUGGACAGCAACUGUUUGCAGAAGGACUCUAUAUGUGCAGCUUCUGCAUCCAGCGCAAACCUAAAUGAUUUAUCAUCCCCGUUACAGUGCGGAGCUUUCAGCCAAGCGUGGCCACCUGCAUCAACUCAGAGAGGCUGUGUUCAGGCACAUGCUCCGAAAGAUGCCGCUUUUGUUCAUAGUUUGCAUUUUGAAGCAAGUUUGUGCUUGUUAUAAAGCAGACUUGCAGCAUAAAACUGUAACACAGGAUCCAUGAUUUAACAUAUAUAUGAAUAGACAUAUAUAGAUAUAUACAGAUGGAUAUAUCUGUGCUGUUACAGGGGAUUCUUUUGUAUGCUACCCCUACGCUGAGGGUGAACUCUUUGAAUGCUUGAAACACAGUCUGCGAUGUCGUCAUGCGUCACAGCAGGUCAAAACAAGGAAUGGUUUUAUAAAAUACCAUUCAACAGUCAUGGAUCUUUAAAAAAAAGAAAAAGCUCUAGGUGGGUGUUUGUAUUUUUCUGCACUUUAAAAAAGAGAGAGAGAGAGAGAUGGAGGACGCGGAAGGUGUGUAACUCAAGCUGUCAGUCACAUCUGAGCAUGGUUAGGAGGUUCGUUUGGAUCUCUUUGGUACAUCGAAUUUAAACCCAGCCGACUUCUGUCUGGAUUCGUGCACAACAGCUCGUUUAAAAAGAUUUUCUGACGAAGUUUAAGGUGAUUUUGGAAGUUUUUGCUUUAAUAAAGCCAGCAGUGAUUGGACUAUACCUUGAAAACACUAUUAGAAACGAUGUCUAUGACAGUGGGAUGGUAUUUUAUAAUGCUGGUGUUUUUUAGAAUUUGAGGUUUUUACACAGCAUUUAAGUGCAUUUGCUGGUUGUUUUUUGUUUGUUGGUCCACUUGUUCUUACCAAAAGUACUAACGUUGAUUUUAUCUUUGCUAUGUCGGAGAGCCCUCAAAGGUUUUGUACUUAUCAAAACUUUUGUAAUCUUGAUUUAUUUGUAGCUAUGUAUUCAAAAUGAACAAAAAAAUAAAUAAAUAUAGGAUGAAUAAAUUUUUGGGUGUUUCACAGAACAUGUAAAUACCAGUUUUCAGACUUUUGUGUCCUUUUUUCCCCUAAACUACGUUGUACUCUGUUUCUUUCUCACUCAUGGUUGCAUCUGCAGCCCUCUGAUCAGACUGUUGUAAUAUCACUGAGCUCAAGGUCUAGAAUAAAGUCUAUUUUGAUAAUA